AUGGCAUCUUCCAAGCUGUCUCUGACCGUCGCCGUCGUGGUUUUUCUGCUCGGCAUGGCGGGCGCCGCCCACGGCCUGACGAGGGUGGUCGCCAACAGCCCCGAUGAGCCGUGCAUGAACAUGACGCUCUACUACCACGACAUCCUCUACAACGGCAACAACACGGCCGGGGAGGAGCCGGCGGCACGCGCGCAGGGGUUCUACUUCUAUGAUAAGCAGGAGUCGCUGACCUCCUGGUUCGGCUUCUCCAUCGUGUUCAACUCCACGGCGCACAAGGGCACGCUCAACCUCGUGGGCGCCGACCUCAUGGGCGACGCCACGCGGGACUUCUCUGUCGUCGGCGGCACCGGCGACUUCUUCAUGGCACGCGGCGUCACAACCAUCCGCACUGACACCAUCGAGGGCCUCUACUACUUCCGCCUGCAGAUGGACAUCAAGCUCUACGAGUGCUACCUCUGA
Molecule: messenger RNA, 459 nt
Organism: Triticum turgidum subsp. durum (durum wheat)
Lineage: Eukaryota; Viridiplantae; Streptophyta; Magnoliopsida; Poales; Poaceae
Source: the annotation of a GenBank genome assembly